Molecule: messenger RNA, 4086 nt
Organism: Ictalurus furcatus (blue catfish)
Lineage: Eukaryota; Metazoa; Chordata; Actinopteri; Siluriformes; Ictaluridae
Product: cabz01076234.2
Exons: 10
Coding region: 522-2042 (506 amino acids)
Molecular function (GO): protein binding
Source: RefSeq, a predicted model, not a curated record
GGCAGAAUGUACUGUAGACUCCAGCUGAGGUAGGGCUUCAGGAUGGAUCAGGCAGGUCCGGAGAGCAGAAAGAGUCAGGAUCACUGGCAUCUCCAUAAUAUCACGUGUAGCUCAACAGAAGGACAGAAGGAGAGGGAGGUAAAGAGAAAGAGAGAUUGUUAGGUAUGCUUACUAUCCAGUAAUGGAUAAGACCGUGUACUUUCUCGACCCCUAACAAAUCUCACCUAAUGCAUAUUUAAACCUUAAAAAGACUUCUAGAAAGAACACAUCUUUAUGUAUAUGCGGUCUAUACUAGUGUUUGCCUUCAUUUGUAAGAGGACAAAAACAUUGGGGGGGAAAAAUAACCACGCCUCUGUGAUCAGUUUCGAAAGUGAAAGCAACACCAGCUUCACUUCCUGAUCUCAGCUCGAAAAUUAAAUCCGUCUUUUUGGCGGUUAAAGCUACUUGUUUAUAAACAAAAACAGCUUAAAUUCAGGAUUUUAAUAGGCUGCACGAGCUGAUCCGAGGACAGUGUGGACAAAAUGAAGGAAACGCUCGUGUGUUUCACCGUCAUGUUUUUCAGCUCGCGGCUCAUAAUGGCUUCUGAUGUGAUCACCGUAAACUGUUCUGAGACAGUAAUCAUGGGGCAAUAUGGUUCCUCUGUGGUUCUCCCAUGUUGGCUCACCCCUGAGAUGAAUGCAGAAACUUUGGAGAUUCGUUGGUACCGCCCAGGGCAGUUCAAAAGUCCACUACUGUUGUACCAGAAUUCUAAAAUCAUUACAGACUACAAUACGUACAACAAUCGGAGCUCACUGACUCUGAGAAACCCUCAGUCUACCGGGCUGAAACAGGGAGACAUCUCCUUGAGGUUGGACAACCUUUGCUUGUCAGAUAUAGGGAUUUUUCACUGUUACGUGACUGGAGACAAAUCAUAUCAUGAAAAAACUGUGCAACUCAAUUUAACAGCUCUUGGCUCACCCCCUUUCCUUUCUCUGAAGAACCAUCAUGACUCUGUGAACCUCAGCUGUUCUUCCUGUGGCUGGUUUCCAAAACCGAGUCUUCUGUGGAAAUUUACUAAUGAAAAAGGAGAGGCUCUUUCUGAUCCUCAAUCCCGCAUUUACAGUAGACAAGAGAACGGCCUGUUUUGCAUUUACAGCUGGGUCAUCCUGUCGUCUUCUGUCUCUAACUCGAUCUCCUGUUCUGUCAGUCUGUCAGAAGACAAGAAGAGAAAUGUGAGCAUGGAUUUAGGGGCCCGCCAAUCAGUUGACAAUAGUGUUGUGUGGAAGAUUCUUUUCGCUCUGUUAUGUGUAUUGGCCCUGAUCGGAAUUGGCCUCCUCCUCUACAGAAAAUAUAAACCAGGAUACAAGCCAGUUAGCACUGGUGAGCAACCAAAUGAAAUCACGGUGGACUUGAGAAAGGAUACAAGCUUGGAGGACUUGAGGAAAUCAGCAGUGACCUUCACGUUAGAUGAGGAGAACUGUAAUAAAGACUACCUAAGAUUUAACCCUCAAGGUAAUGCUGUGAGAGAUGCAGAGGAGGCUGCUAAGUAUGAAGGACAUGGUUUUCCUUAUGAAUUAUGUGUACGUGGAAGAGAUGUAUUCCGCUCCGGUCGUUCAUAUUGGGAAGUUGGAUUAAAAAUAACAAAUGUCCCACCCAAAAAGUCAUGGCUGAUUGGAGUCGCCAAAGAUUCAAAUCGCACAAGUGACAAAAAGAGUGAUUUUACGCCUUCAAAUGGUUUUUGGUUUCUGUGCUCGGACCCAGUAAAAGGCCUCUGUGUUAACACUGAACCAGAAAUCUCAUUUCUGGAAAACACAACACCGGAGUGCAUUGGAGUUUUGCUAGAUUUUGACAGUAGCAAGCUUUCAUUUUACAAUGUGCAUCCUAAUGACUGUGCACAUCUCUUUACAAUGUUUAUCGAUUUCCAAGGGGGCAUUGUGCCUCUGUUUAAUCCAGGAAUAGGCGAAAUAGCUCCACUUAAAAUAAUUGACCUACAGGACAAAAUUCAAAAUGAGCCUGGAGGGAGUGCCAGUGCUCAACUCAGCAGUGCAAAUCAACAUGUAUAAAUUGGGCAUAACACUAAUAAAAGAAUGAUUGGGCCUUAUUUCUCAAGCUGGAUAUAAAUAGGUCAACAGGAUCAUUUACACAAGAAUUGCGGUUUUGUGAAAAUCCAGUUAGUUUGGAAAAACUUUUUCAGAGUUCCUGACUGUAAUGAACAGUUUGUGAAAAUGAGUCAUUUGAUAUCGAUCAUCCCAAAAUAUAUCCGUAACUUAACGACAAAUGUAGUGAGUUUUAUGGAGUUUUGUCUCACUAAGUAUGAAUCAGCUGUCCCAUGAAAUGUGGCUGGUAAUUUCGAGCUGAUUGGCAAUUAUCAACAAUGCACAUGAGUACAAAGACGAUCAGCAUUAACGAAAGUUUUGUAAAUUUUCAAUUCCGUUUGGCCUACAAAUAAUGUUUACACAACUUUACUGAAAGAUCGACUUUCUCUGACUAAAAUCUUAAGGGCUGUGCCAUUACAUUACAAGUAAAGCUUGUUAGAUGAUUGAUCAAAUUGAUGUCAAAGUAGCUUCUAGAACAAUUGUCCCAUGAGGCAUUGCUUCAAUCCUGACUCCAUUCCCUUUUCAAAUAAAAAUGGCUAAUGACAGGAAGCAUGUUUCUAACCGCACUCCAGUUUUAAACAAGAUCCAUUUUGUGUAAAACAUGUAAAGCAGUGAUGUGUUUUGUUUUUUUGUUUUUUUUUAAAAUAAAUUGUACUUGUAAGAUUGGAUAGAAGGUCUGUAGGUUUUCAGACACGAGAAAGUCAACAAGACGGAUGAGUAUUUUGUUUAGUUCCGUUAGAUAGUAAAAUUCAAGGUCACUUGAGUUCCUCCUUUUCAGUUCUAGGGAAAGGAAGUCUCAAGGGCACAUUUUUAAUUUUGUACCUCAUUCGAUGAAACAAAAGGAUUCAAACCAGCAGCUUAAUCAAACUGGCUCACAUAUCAAGCCAGAAGGAUCCUUUAGCACUGCGAAUGGCUUUUGAAGCCCUGCUCCCAUCAGUGUUGUUUUUAUAUUGAUCGUGAUAAAGACAUAAUGUUCAUUUUAGAACUAAUCCUGAUUUAUUAUCUGAAAAUUUACAAUAAGAGUCUAGUGCAUUGAAACAGCACUGCUACAUAUUAAACUAUUGAAUAGUUUUGUAUUGUAUAGACAUGCUAAACUUGAUUAAUGUUGUACUUUUUGUGUGUUUGUGUUGUACUGUUGUAGCAUAAUGUGUUGAAGGUAAUUUAGACCGUAGAUACGUAUCAGUUGUGGAAAUGGGACUCACAUACUGAUAUAAACUGAGGAAUUCACUCUUUAUAAACAUAUUUUGAAAGUACCACACAUAUAAUCAGUAAUGUAGUGAUCAUAUUUAUUGUUUGUUAUUUACACUACUCAUGAAAAAUAAGCUUUAGUUUAUAUACUGUGUGUGUAAAUCACAAAAUGUUUAUUAAUUCGGGCAGCUGUGGUUCAGGUGGUAGAGUGGGUUGUCCACUAAUCGUAGGGUCGGCGGUUCGAUUCCCGGCCCACAUGACUCCACAUGCCGAAGUGUCCUUGGGCAAGACACUGAACCCCAAGUUGAUCCAGAUGGCAAGUAGCGCCUUGCAUGGCAGCUCUGCUACCAUGUGUUUGUGUGUGUGAAUGAGACAUGGUGUAAAGCGCUUUGGAUAAAAGCGCUAUAUAAAUGUGCCAUUUACCAUUUAAUUGCUCAAUGAACUUUGUAGAGACACUAUUGCUAGUUUAUACAUAUUUAUUCAAUUUAUGAUUAUGAUUUUACACAGCCAUGUGAAGAUGCUUUACCCUAAACGUAAGAAAACCACAUUAUCAUUUUUGUCUUCAGUAAUUCAGCUUGGCUUAAUUUCCAUCUUCCACAAUUUGAUGUCUUAAUUGUCCAGUUAUCCAUUGUAAUAUGGGCGGCAAAAUAUACAUGUUUAUUUGCAUCUGCUCUGCAUUUCUGUGAUGGAUUGCUCAUCCAAAUUUUAGACACACACCUAUCUGCUUGUGUUUAAGAUUGUAAUUUCCUCUGGUCGAAAAUACAGCUUGUUAAUAAGUAUGUAAAUAAUUAUUUGGAAAUAAAACACUAAUCGUUUUUCUGAA